Messenger RNA from Mesocestoides corti, 696 nucleotides. Lineage: Eukaryota; Metazoa; Platyhelminthes; Cestoda; Cyclophyllidea; Mesocestoididae. The record is from the annotation of a GenBank genome assembly.
AUGCCAAGGUCACGUCUUGCGCGGAUGAGCAACCAGUCAAUUGGUGUCAAGCAGAUCGAGUCGCGAAGACUAUGGGUUACCUGUUUGGCUUGGGAGAGGCGUCGUUUCGGCUUGGUUGGAGGUGGCGUUCUUGACGAAGACGACGACGACGAGGAGGAGGAGGAAGCGGACUCCAAACCACUGGACCGUCGACUCAGAGGAAAGUUGGACGCCGCCGCUGAGGUGGUCCGACUGUCGAUGGCAAUUGUCGAGUGCUUCGACGCCGUUGAUGAGGACCGCGAGGUUGACGAGGAUCGACUUCGCGACACCCUGGGUCUCCUGAUCCAGAACCGAUGCGCAACACUUACCGAGGCGGUGAAGGGGACGAACUGGCCGAGAACGUGGUGGGAAGACGUCUCGUCUGGCGUCGGUGCCUACGUGGUGGCGGCGGCGACUGGUGCUGAACCCGACGCAAACGCCGAUCGAAAUGACCCCUUCGUCGAAGAGCUGUCGUCGUGGCGACAUGCCGAUCGGCCUCAGUCGUUGGAGAUCUGUUUCUCCGACGCUGGUGUCUCUGAAAAAGGAAUCACGCAAUUCGAGAAAUUGAUAGCAGAGCCUUCUGAAGGUGUAUUUGCCGGAUCAUCACGCCAGAGGCAGCCUCAUACCCUAGUUAAUCAGCUGAACGCUCCACACACAAAACUAGCGGUGUUGACCUAA